UAAGGAAGAGCGCAGUAGGGAUGGAGAGUAUAUUUAUUCAUAGUGUGUAUACAUAAUUAAUUAAUUUGUAAAUUAAUGUUUAAACUGACCGCAGUUUACCCCGUCCGUGUGAUUUUGAAAGUGUAAACCGAGCCCCGGGCCGGAAUAAAAUAUUAAAAUUGCCAUUAUCUUCACAGAAGAAUUACUCUGUGAAGCGUACUGCACUGAAGUGAGUCUGACGUAUCGGUUAAAUCGACACUAAUUUAACUAUUAUUACAGUUUUAAUUUUUUUUUUUUUUUUGUUACUUUUCAAACACUAUAGUUUCUCGAGAAGUUUGAGACGAAUAUAAUGUCUUUUGGUUAGUUACAAAGAACUGUUGUUGUUUUACUUUAUUUAUUUAUUUAUUUUUAAAACCACCGACAAAGGUGGCUGAGAAUAAAGUGUAUUUUGGCGACGGCUAGUUGAUUACAUGUCGGGCAGGAGCGGUGUUGGGGUGGCCCGCGGUGGAGGUUCAGGGUUACAGCCGCUGAGGGCCACAGUCCCCUUCCAGCUUCACAAACAGACUGGCAGCAGGGAAUACAGCCGGGCAGGUACCAUCGCAGGUGAGAAGACCAAAUCUCGCCCACCAAAGCCGCGCAUCAGACGCACCCUGUCUCUGGACACUAUUGUGGGCCCCUACUUGCAGGGGCAGUGGCCAAGGGAGCUGGAAGGACAUGACCUGUACUUGAAUGACAAGGCUACUCAGGUACUCUUGACUCAUUCACAUGCACAGCCCUUCUGAACCGCUUCAGCAAUGACAAGGCUACUCUGGUACACUCUGCUCAGACACAGUCCCUCUGACCCGCUGUUCCACAAACAUUUAAUUUCAAGUGACGUGGGCCUGUCGUUGCAGUGUACAGCUAUGGCCAAAUGUUUUGCA
Molecule: messenger RNA, 899 nt
Organism: Polyodon spathula (Mississippi paddlefish)
Lineage: Eukaryota; Metazoa; Chordata; Actinopteri; Acipenseriformes; Polyodontidae
Product: protein FAM117A-like
Exons: 2
Coding region: 450-761 (103 amino acids)
Source: RefSeq, a predicted model, not a curated record